AUGGCUGUGUGGGAGACCGAGGACGAGUCGUCCAAUGUAGCAACGGCAGCGGCCGCCUCGCUUCCCACACCAGCCGACACGCCGUAUAGGACACCGUCGCGCGGUUCUAGGAAAUCGCGCCGCUCCAUAACGCCUCCUGGGAAGAACGGCAUACCACCAUUGCCGACCGAAAAAGCCGACCGGAAUUCCAAGAGAUCAUCGGUCGACUAUGCCAACGACGAGAACAUUAGUGUUCUGGACCCCCGCCGUUUCACCCCAAACCUACACGCGAAUCUCGUCUCGGAAAUUCUGAAUCUGCGCAGAGACCAGGAAGAUAAGACAAAGAUAAUUGAAAGCCUCGAGAGCACCCUGCACGCAGAGAGGGAGGAGCAGCAGUCCCUGCAGGACACCCUGACGAGCAUCUCUAAGGAAAACCGCUCGAUCAAGCGACAGUUGGCACUGCUAGAGGGCGGUACUUCUUCGGCUCUCGGCGAGCUCGCGCGCGAGCGAGAUGAAGCUAUUGAUGCUAUUGCCGAGGUGAGGAAGAGGUUGGAGACGACACAGAAACGGCUACGGCAACAAGAGGAUGAUUCCCAGCGCGUUCAUGAUCAGUUCGAGAAGGAGAGGUUGGAAUGGGACGAAGGUCGGCGCAAGUAUGAGCGCAAGGUCCAUGUCGCUGAGAGUCGGCUCAAGUCCCUGCUGGAGGAAGUUGCCGCGUUCCAGGCCGCCCAAGCUCAGGGUCUCGCCAACGGGUCAGAGGCAGAAGCUGAAGAGCCAGGCCGCGAUACCAACGAUGCAGCGAGCAUUCGGACCAUGAGCAUGACCAACAGCAUCCGCUUUUCCACAUUCAGCACACCCGGCAAGCCCAUUGGCCACUCGCUCGCAGACGAGCUCAACUUUGAUGGAGAGAGUGACUACGACACGGAUGCCGGCCGCGGCCGAGACAGCGCUCUUUCUCACCACAUGCACAUGCGCAACAACAGCAAGGAUAGUGUUUUGUCUAGGAUGCAUCGCCGAAACAUCAGCAACGACAGCCUGAUCCGCCCAGGCAGCGCCCAGAGGACGAAAUUCCUAAACCAGUCCGUGUUGGACCGCCUGGAAGACGGCGUCAUUGAGGAGGAUGAGGAAGACACCACCAUGAUUGUAUCCGACACGCCCCCAAAGCCUGCCUCCACGUACGUUGAUGCUGCUGUUCAGUACUCGCCUCCUCCGUCUCCGGUAGUCCGGCCGGUCAAGCCAGUGACGCCCGAACCGCCUGCUGUUCCCUCACGCGCUUCAAAGAGCCUGGAGAGCCAUGAAAACUCUCCGAGGGCAGAUGGUGAAGUCGAGGCCAAUCAGAGGCGGAAGAGGGUUCACAUUGCACGACCGAUGACCAUUGAGGCUGUCGUGAGGCAGACGCCCUCAAUGGUAUCAACCAGCUCUCAGACUACAGAACCUUGGAGCCAGCGGAAGAGUGUUGUACUCGAAAUGGUCCCCGCUCCUAAGCCGGCGAUGGUCUCCGCCUCUACGCAAACGGAAGCCUCCUCAACUCCUGCGCCUGCCACCGCCCCUGCGCCCGCCGGCGACAAGGACUUGAUGCAGAUCCCGAGCAUCAGCAUUCAUCCACCCACAAGCCGGCCGUCGACGCCUCGAGAGCCACGCCUGCCACAGCUCACCAAAGACUUUGGCUGCCAAGUAGCCAUCAUCACAUCAUCCGUUUCGACAAGGUCUGUUUCGGUCCAGACGGAGAAAAUCAAGAUGGACGAGCGUCUGAAGAAGCUUCCCGCUCACCUUCAUCCCUCGGCCAUCACAUCACGGCCCGUCUCCCCAGUACCUGCGCCCUCGGCUACUAUGGACGGUCAGGCCUCCAACCCGUCUCCUGAUAACCUUCCUCCCCGCAACCCAAUGAGACUAGCUACGCAGAAGAGCCUGUCGAAUCUCACGAACCCCACGAAAUCCCCCACUUCUCCAACAACACCUACAAUGCCCGCUAGCCCUACCAUCCAGGUUCAGGAGAGUGAGGAGACAACGGAUGCGUACCCUGGCAACAAUGAUGAUGGCCCGCUAUCAAGCCAAAAGGCUCCCAUCAGGCGACCACAUCGUAUCAGCAGCUUGUUUGCGGGUUUUGAUGGUGGCAGUUCCGACGAGGCCGAUGAAUUUGCAGGAGCCGAUGUCAGUGAUUCAGAGUUCAGGACUGCCCUGACUGCACCUGGAGGGGCCAGGCCACCAUCGGUAACAGGCAAUGAACAUACCAGACGGGCCUCUGGUGGUGCCAAGCGUGCUCUCGAGUCGCCAGUAUCAAUCAAACAAUCGGGCACGCGAGGUCAUAAUCGUUCUGGAGCGGCUUCGGCAUCGCCGACCACGGAGACUUACUCAAAGUUUGCCAUUCCGGAUGGCCGGCAGAGCGGCGAGUCUGCCGUGGGCUCUUGGAGAUCUUCGAUGCAGAGCGUGGGCAGUUCGCGAUCACAAGGUGACAAGCUCGGAGCUCUGAGCUCCAACCGAGCCAGCGUCAUGCGCAAGGCUGUCAUGAUACAAAAUGGCAUCGCCACGCAUCAAGGACGGUCCAGAAGCCCCAGCUUGCCAGAUGCGAUGAACCCUCCAUUCCCAAUUCCAACUCGUGCCAGUUCUCGCCGCCCGCCGUUCAGCGCUAGCGCACCCAGUGACGGUCAGCGGAGUCCGACCAGGCGUCAUUCCAAGCAGCGUCCGUCUAGCAUCCGGAAGAUCAAAUCGGCAGCAGCCUUGCCACCGCGGCAGAAGAGAACCGGAAGCCGCUCGCCCCCGGCCUUCUCAGCUGCCGAGGAGGAGGACGAAGAUCCCUUGGAGAGCCCAGGUUUGCCACCACUGCCCAACAACGACAUAACCACACCUCGUACAAACAGCCGCUUCAGCAGGUCACAUCACCGCCAGCAACCGUCCACGAGCACAGCCGUCACUAACGCCACCACCGGCGCGGCGUCUACCGGCGGCAAUUCGACACAAGCAGCCACCGGAGUUGUGGAUGCUAUUGCGCAGACCAUGGUUGGUGAAUGGAUGUUCAAGUACGUGCGGAGGCGCAGGUCUUUUGGAGUACAGGGCAGCGGCGAGGCCAGCGGAAGGGACGACACUAGUAACGAUAGGCACAAGCGUUGGGUGUGGUUGGCGCCUUAUGAGCGGGCCAUUCUAUGGAGUAGCAAGCAGCCGGUGUCGGGAAGCGCUUUGUUAGGCAAGGCGGGCCGCAAACUGGUAAUCCAGUCUGUCUUGGACGUCAAGGAUGACAAUCCGACACCCAAGGGCGCCACUUCGGUAUUCGAUCGAUCUAUCCUGAUCCUCACACCGCAGCGUGCCCUCAAGUUUACCGCUACUACACGAGAGCGGCACUAUGUGUGGUUGACUGCGUUGUCCUUCCUCGCACACUCGAACCAGGAGGUCCCCGAGAUUUUGGCAUCGCCACCAUCGGCGACGCUUGCUGUGAACAAGGCACCUCUUUCCGACUAUGACUUGGCGCAACAAAAGCCCCAAAGGCGUGCUGGAAUCAGGGACUCGAUCAGGCUGGCCAAGGGCCGGACGAUCGUGACACGAGGUGGCGGCGGAGGUGGCCUCAUGAGCAUCGCGUCGUCGACUCAGACCGACUUCAAUACAUCCAGCCUCCCUUCUAACAGGCCUCCCGAGUCUAUCAUGUCGUCCAUCUCUGCAGGAACUGCAGGAACUUCCUAUGGCCCGGCAGGCUUCGUCAGCACCAUGUCUAGUAGCCACCAGCGCGACACUUCACGCGACACGGCAGCACCCCCGCCCAUUCCUCGAUUUCACGAUUCGAGAAUGAGCAUGCUCAGCGAGCGCGCCAACCAGGUCAUGGUGCACGGCCGCAAGCGGAGCAACACGGGCGGCCACGUCCCACCACCCCUAUCUUUCCGCGGCUUUUCCGGUCCCCCGAGCAACGGGAGGGACAGCGCUAACAGCGGCAGCUACCAUCAGUCGACAAACAGCACGGCCGGGGCCAGCGUCGAGACUUCGGGAUCGUCGGGCAUCCUGGGCAGCUUUGGCGGCAGCAACUGGAACGGCGGCGGCGGCGGCGGCGCCAACAGCAGCAGCGUGGGGCAGGCGAGCCAGCGCACGUCAGAGGCGUCGUCGCGGCCGUCGGCGACCCCGUCCAACAACUUUUUCGACGCCAUCGGGACGGUCCGCAUGGAGGCCUUCAUCAGCCCCCUGACGCACAACUCGGUCGGCGCCAUGGGCGCCUACCCGGACGAAGAGGACGAGAUGAGGUACCGCGCGCGGAGGAGGAGCAAGGAGAUGCGACGCCGGGCCAGCCGCAGUCGGCAGCGCGACAGUCACGGGAACCGCAUCCCGGGGGCUGCGUCUAGGGCUGGAUCCCGAUACGAGGAGGACUUUUUCUCUCGCGAUGAUCCUUUCAAAGGGUUCUAG
This is a messenger RNA of Pyricularia pennisetigena, 4359 nucleotides long. RefSeq lists its product as uncharacterized. Gene Ontology annotation, cellular component: mitochondrion; cell cortex. NCBI's taxonomy places the organism in Eukaryota, Fungi, Ascomycota, Sordariomycetes, Magnaporthales, Pyriculariaceae. Gene Ontology annotation, biological process: dynein-driven meiotic oscillatory nuclear movement; establishment of mitochondrion localization; microtubule cytoskeleton organization. The coding region runs from base 1 to 4359 and encodes 1452 amino acids. Gene Ontology annotation, molecular function: tubulin binding; phospholipid binding. The transcript has 2 exons. The record is from RefSeq and is a predicted model, not a curated record.